Molecule: messenger RNA, 1330 nt
Organism: Gamsiella multidivaricata
Lineage: Eukaryota; Fungi; Mortierellomycota; Mortierellomycetes; Mortierellales; Mortierellaceae
Exons: 2
Coding region: 415-1212 (265 amino acids)
Source: RefSeq, a predicted model, not a curated record
CAUCCCCCUCCUUCACUUCCCUGCUUACACACACACACACAAGCGACUUUUCCCUUCCCUUCUUGCACUUCUCACUCCUUCCUGUCCAUUCCUAUCAGCCCUUUCGGCCUGCACAGCUCAUACUUCUCCCCUAUUUUUUACCUCUCCUGGUUACUUUCUCGCUCACCUUCUCGCCCCUCACCCUCAGUUGCACACUCAGCAAAGAGCUGUCAAGGUUGUUGCUGGUGCCAAGAACUACAUCGCCACAAGCACAGAGCGCCAAUUCCGACUACUCAACAACACUCUGCUGCAGCACUACAGCCCCACCUUACCUUCCUCUCUCUAGGAACCGACUUUUGUCUCUUGAAGCCCAGUUGUUUGAAGACACCCUCCAGUCUGUACCACUGAGGGCCAAUAAAGAAACUACAGAGAGAAAUGAUUAUUCCGUCCUCACACCAAGGAGCAUCCACGGUGCAGGACUCCGCUGUCCUCUCCAUCGCCAUCAAUGCAGAGUCCUCAAUACACCCAUCUUCUCGACGCGCAGAAUCAAUAUCGUUGUUCCUACCGGUGCUCAUCAUCGCCAUGUUCCUCCUCAUCCUCGGCUUGACCGGUAUCCUCGCGCGCUGUCUCUACCGCCGCUUCAAGGCCCUCCGCCAUACCUCUCCCUCUCCCUCUGCUACCUCUUCCUCCUGGAAAUCCUACUACGCCCAGAAUCACAACAACAAUCCUGAUUUGAACCUCGACAAUGAUGCGGAUGACGACGAACAAGGGGAACAGGAACGACUUCUCGCGCGACGCAGGAGCACGUCUUACUAUGAUGCCAAUCGAUCACGCGCACCCGUUGCGGUCGUGAUCCAACAUGAUGCAAAGGGAAGACCAAUCUCAACCUGGUCAACGGCAAGUUCUGUGGCCGCACAGCGAGGAGAGGAGCUGUCGAGAUGGAGCAGACGCAGGGACGAUCUGAUCAAGAUAUACGGAAGGAGUAGCAACCUUAAUUCGGGGUCGUAUAUUGGCGAAGGCAACGGUAAUGAUUCUAUCAGUGCAGCAGGUCUCGAGGAGGAUCCGGAGCAGGAACUGGAGCAGGAGCGGGAGUAUGAACACGAGCAAGAACUUGAACAUGAGCAGCAGGAACACGCGCAGGGACAUGAGCAUUCUCAGGUAGGACUGGCGAAUGGACACCGGGAGGAUGCGACAGGGGCGAAGAGUAACGGCCAGUUGUAUGGAGCAGCGUAGCGUAGUAUGUUCUAUCUUCUUUUUUGUACAUAGUCGAUACCAUCUUUAUAUUCAUCGUUAUCACAACCAGUCUUAUCGUCCUCAUUGAAAGGGUGUUUGUCCACCCAAAAUGUCCCGA